AUACAAAGAUAUUUACGAGCAAAACGCGCAAAAAACUGGGUAGAAGGAAACUCUUUUUCGGCUCAUCUUUAAAGUCGGAAGUUGCUCCGAAGUUGCUUUCAAAACUUGUUAUAUUAUCCCCAAUUUAGGCACUCUUUCUCCAUUGGUUUUAGUUUUCGAAUUCGAAAUCGCGUUGUUAAAAGAUAUAGUUAUUUUGGGAUCGAGAAAACAUGGGAGGUGGCAAGAACGAAGAAUCAGAUAAGGGGCUAUUUUCAAAUCUUGCUGGUAUGGCUGGUCAUGUAGCUGGUCAUGGAGGUCAUGGAUAUCCUCCAGGACAGUACCCUCCUCAGCCUGGGGCAUAUCCACCGCAAGGUUAUCCACCACAGCAAGGUUACCCCCCACAAGGUUAUCCUCCACAGCAAGGUUACCCUCCUGCCGGCUACCCGCCAGCUGGUUAUCCCCCUGCUGGCUACCCUCCGGCUGCUCAUGGCCCAUCAGCCUCACAUCAUUCAGGACAUGGCGGUAUGGGGACACUCUUAGCUGGCGGGGCUGCAGCGGCUGCAGCUGCUUAUGGUGCAUCUCACUUGGCACAUGGUGCUCAUAUGCCUCAUGGUGGUGGUCACAUGCCCUAUGGAGGAGCUCAUAUGCCCUAUGGAGGAGCUCAUAUGGGUCAUGGAGGCAAGUUCAAGCAUGGGAAGCACGGCAAAUUCAAGCAUGGUAAGCACGGGAAAUUCAAGGGUGGGCAUGGAAUGUUCGGGGGAGGCAAGUUCAAGAAGUGGAAGUGAGUGGAAGUGAUUUGCUCUUGUUCAUCAACUGAAUCAUAUGACCCCUGACUCUUCAUAUGUCAAUUAGUUGAUUUCGGUUUUCUUCUUCAAUAAUUCAUACAUUCUAUGAUGACUUCAAUCGCUUUGUUUAUUUGACGAUGUUGGGUUUGACAUGUUUUUACAAAUAUAUACAUUUAUAUAUACAUAUUACCUUCCGGCUUUUAUCAA
Messenger RNA from Pistacia vera, 971 nucleotides. RefSeq names its product glycine-rich protein A3-like. Lineage: Eukaryota; Viridiplantae; Streptophyta; Magnoliopsida; Sapindales; Anacardiaceae. The record is from RefSeq and is a predicted model, not a curated record. The coding region runs from base 210 to 764 and encodes 184 amino acids. The transcript is spliced from 3 exons.